AAAAAAAAGUGGGGGGAGUAUUGAAAUGAACUUUAGUUUGGGAAAUACCAAUUAAAUGCUUCGGUAGCUUCAUCAUCAGCACUGUAUUUUCAGCAUCUCCGAGAGGGCCAGGAGCUUUUAAGCCAAGAAAGGAAGAAACAAGGCGGGUUAUUUACAAGUGCCUUCCCCUGGCGGUUUUAAACCACUGCAAAAGAAUCACAAGCGUUCACUCAGCCCAGCACCUGCAAGCUCCGGCUCCGCUGCACACCCCAGCGGGCUCGCGUGGUAGUGCAUCCCGGACCGCCACCGAGAGCGACCGCCUUGCACCUCCUGCCCGGCGGGCGCGCACAGCUUCACGGAGCUCUCGGUGCACCUUCCUUUCCACUCAAUAGCGAGCAAAGCCGCGGGCAAGGGCAAUCCAGCCGAGGUGCCCGACCCGAAACCCAGUGCAGCGACCUACUGCGUCCCGACCCUGCUCGGCGGACCGGCGUCUUCGGAGCAUCAGCAGCGGCGCAACUUCCCCGGAGCCAACUUCAUCACCACCUGCGGGUUCCGUGCGGGUGCUGGGUCUUGCACGCGGACUCACGGGCUGUAGAGGGCAGGUGACAACUCCCGAGGUCGGGGUGGCCCUGUGGGGAACCCGCGGCCCGCGACGCUGGACCAGAGGAUGGAAGGCGCGCUUGCGGUCAACUGGAGCGCCGACGCAGCCAACGGGAGCACCGAGUCCCCGGGCUCCGAGAGCAACAGCACGGCCGGACCCCCGAGGCGCAACGAGGCCCUGGCGCGCGUGGAGGUGGCGGUGCUGUGCCUCAUCCUCUUCCUGGCGCUGAGCGGCAACGCGUGCGUGCUCCUGGCGCUGCGCACCACGCGCCACAAGCAUUCUCGCCUCUUCUUCUUCAUGAAGCACCUGAGCAUCGCCGACCUGGUGGUGGCCGUGUUCCAGGUGCUGCCGCAACUGCUGUGGGACAUCACCUUCCGUUUCUACGGGCCUGACCUGUUGUGCCGCCUCGUCAAGUACUUGCAGGUGGUAGGCAUGUUCGCCUCCACCUACCUGCUGCUGCUCAUGUCGCUGGACCGCUGCCUGGCCAUCUGCCAGCCUCUGCGCUCGCUGCGCCGCCGCACUGACCGCCUGGCUGUGCUUGCCACGUGGCUGGGCUGUCUGGUGGCCAGCGUGCCGCAGGUGCACAUCUUCUCCCUGCGCGAGGUGGCCGAGGGCGUUUUUGACUGCUGGGCAGUCUUCAUCCAGCCCUGGGGGCCCAAGGCCUACGUCACAUGGAUCACACUGUCUGUCUACAUUGUGCCGGUGAUCGUGCUGGCCGCCUGCUAUGGCCUCAUCAGCUUCAAGAUCUGGCAGAAUCUGCGGCUCAAGACGGCCGCUGCGGCCGCCGCCCAGGGGCCCGAGGACUCCACCGUGACCGGUGCAGGGCGAGCAACGCUGGCGAGAGUCAGCAACGUCAAGCUUAUCUCCAAGGCCAAGAUCCGCACGGUCAAGAUGACCUUCAUCAUCGUGCUGGCCUUCAUCGUGUGCUGGACACCCUUCUUCUUCGUGCAGAUGUGGAGUGUGUGGGAUGCAGAUGCGCCCAAAGAAGCCUCAGCCUUCAUCAUCGCCAUGCUGCUGGCCAGCCUCAACAGCUGCUGCAACCCCUGGAUCUACAUGCUCUUCACCGGCCACCUCUUCCACGAACUCGUGCAGCGCUUCCUCUGCUGCUCCGCCAGCCACCUGAGGGGCAGCCGGCCAGGAGAGACCAGCGUUAGCAAAAAGAGCAACUCCUCGACUUUCGUCCUAAGCCAGCGCAGCUCCAGCCAGAGGAGCUGUUCCCAGCCGUCCACAGCGUGACCUCUGGCCGGGAGGCGGGGUGGGGUGGGGGCUGCUCCUGAGCAUGGGGUGUGCCGCCGCCGUUGACAGUCUGCCUUUGUGGCCCUUUGCGUGUGCAUAAGGCACCCACUGGUUAUUUCCUCCUGCACCUCGGGGUGGCUUGAGCUUGAUGGGGGAUUCUGAAGUGGGAUUGGGGAAAAUGCAGUGACAGCCAUCAAACAAACCCCUGAGUCUCCCCGCAUUCUGCUAUCCUGAUCCUACUGCUGUCCGGGCAGUGGCUGGGUUCUUUCUCCCCCUAGGCCUGUACCUUCAUUCAGUAUCCUUUUACUUCUAUACUCUGAAUCCUGUGAGAAAGAAAAAGUACAGGAUUGUGGCUGACCAAGUCAGGGAGCCAGGGCUCUAGGUAAGGGAUAAGGAGUGGAAAUGGGGCCUCGGGAGAGGCUGGUAGUGAUUUUCUGCUCACUGCAGUGUGCUUUGGCGGCAGUGCUCCUGGGGUGACCCUAGGAAGGGAACUAUCUGGAAAGACUAUCUGGAACAAUGAGAACUUGGGCUGAAAAUGUUGGAGACACUGUUUGAUAAACAUCUUUAAAAAAAAAAAGAAAGGAAAAUAUAU
This is a messenger RNA of Octodon degus (degu), 2408 nucleotides long. It is a transcript of the gene Oxtr, whose product is annotated as oxytocin receptor. Bases 647 to 1816 code for a protein of 389 amino acids. Gene Ontology annotation, molecular function: peptide binding; vasopressin receptor activity; oxytocin receptor activity. The record is from RefSeq and is a predicted model, not a curated record. Gene Ontology annotation, biological process: female pregnancy; maternal process involved in parturition; G protein-coupled receptor signaling pathway. Gene Ontology annotation, cellular component: membrane. The transcript is spliced from 3 exons. Lineage: Eukaryota; Metazoa; Chordata; Mammalia; Rodentia; Octodontidae.